ACACACUACUUUAGUUGUUUGACUCUAUUUAAAAAAAGUCUUCUUGCUGCGAAUACAAAUAAAGUCAAUGAUACUUUUUUUGUUUUGCUAUGAAACCUUGAAACAAAAAUGAAAAAACGUGUUCCACUGAAUGUUAUUUUUUUUAAAUCAUUUUGUUUAUAGUUGGAUUCAGAAUGAUGAAAUUUUUUUCGUUAUCAUUUUUUUAAAUAUAUUUAUCUUCAUUGUACCUUUUACUUACAGAACUUUAUGACUCGAGCGGAACUCGGCAAACGCAACAAAUCCUCCAUUCAAAAUGCGUUCAACCUGAGCUCGAAACAUGGAAAUCAAGAUGACGUUUUAUUACCAUUUCUUCAAAGUGCUGUACCACUAACACCCGAAAGUCUUGUUGUUUUCAAAGUCACCACAUUGAAGACGUUAGCAAAACUUUAUGGGUUAAAAACAAGUGGAACAAAAGCUCAACUUAUAGAAAAAUUAGUUAAGAUUGGAUCUACAUCGGCUCUCGUAGAAAAAUCUGUCAGCACCAAAAAAAAAAAAAGCACUCAAAUAAGCACUAAGAAAGAAAUCAAACAAGAACAAGAGACAUUCCCAGGCUCUGGAACUAUUUAUUCCUAUGAGUAUUUUCCCUUUCAUGCUUCCUAUGAAAAAGAUACCAAUUUUUUAAAUUGUUUAUGUCGAGGGACUUUACCAUUACGUUCUCAAACAAAUAUUUCUUGUUCAUCUUGCCAUUUACAAUUCCAUCAUGAAUGUAUGAAGUUGAUUCUUCAACAACAUAAAACAAAUGAUUUUCUUUGUCCUCGUUGUCAAUUUGAUAAAAUGGAUCCAUUUUACCCUCUUAAAAAAAUUUUGUGGAUGUCAUACUUGGAUCCUUGUUUACCCCAAACCUCCUCGCCUACAUCUGAAGGAUUUCACACGUUUUCUACAACAUUUCAUUUAGAUAAAUUAGACACAUUGCGACUCUAUGACCAGCACAUUAUUGUUCAAUGUAUUCGUCUUGGAAGUACAACAGCUUCCAAAUACUUGCAACAUGAAUGGCCUUACAGUAUUACGAUUAAAAUAAAUGAUCAUAUUGAAUCCGUACUUCCGCCUCGUGUGGAUCAUAAAAGACGCGACAAUCCUUUAUUUUUAACACCUUAUUUCAAUUCAUUAAAGAAUUUUAUAGAAAUCGUAGUCAUUGAUAUGUUUACAUGGAAGGAAAAUUCAAGUAGUUUUGCUUUAGCUUUUUUAGUUUGCGAUAUGCUACCGAUGUUUCAACUUGUGCGUCAAAUUCGUGAAUCACCUGAUACUUCUUAUGAAACUGCACUGAAGCGAGUUCUGUCAUUAAUAUCGCCUGUAGAAAAAGAUGAAGACGAUGUUUUAUGCGUUGAAAAAGUUUUUAAAUUUAAACUUACGUGCCCCAUUACGCUGACUCGACUGGUUAUUCCUUCGCGUGGAAAACAUUGCAAACAUUUACAGUGCUUUGAUUUACAAAGUUUUUUGGAUAUCACAAAAAAAUCAAAAGUUUUUAAUAGUCGUUGGAAAUGUCCUGAAUGUUCGUUAAUUGUUCGCCCUGAUACACUUGUUGAGGAUGCCUUUGUAUCCUUUAUUUUAAAUGAGACUAAGCAUUUACAAGGAAAUACUGUUGAAAUCUCACCUGAUGGAACAUGGAAACUUCUACCUUUGAAUGCAAUGGAUCAGCAUACAUGUGUAACAGAUUCGGAUGAUUCAUUCGAGGAUACACUUCAGAAAACAACUUUUUUAAUGGAAGAAAACUCUUUUUUAUCUGGUAACAUCUUGGGGGAUACAAGUUUAAACCCUAUAACAGUUGAUGAUACGGAUGCUGAGGAGGAAACGCCUGUCAACGAAUUCUUAAUAGUCGAUGAUAGGACAACAUUGAAAACACCCAGUCAUGAGGAAACCACACAACACUCUACGAAAAACCAAAAUUUUCAGUUCAAUCAUCCUUUUUUUACAGUUCAGCACGGUAAAGAUUUAAUUGAUGUUUCUUCUACAAGUACGGAUAAUGAAGACGCCACCCACUUACAAUUUUUUCAAAUGGCAAAAAAAUUAAAUGAUUCCUUCCAUCCACCAAAUCAUUUAUUUUCUAAAAAAAAACGUGACAAUCAUUUCACAAAACAAAAGGAAUUAAAGCAGCCUUGCAUGAAUAAAAAGAAAUCACGUAAAUCUCAUCAGCAUCAUCUAGCUCAAAAUAAUUUCAACUUAUUCUUUGAUCAACAACUAAUUUCACCAUCCUUUGAUGAAAUGUCUCAGUGGGUAGAAUAUUUACAAAAUUUUCCCUUACCUUCUACAAAACCCUUUAAUUCAACUGUUGAUGUUAUUCACUCCGCACAACUGUCACCUACUAACAAAAAUAAACAAUCAACUGUAUUCAGUCGCGUUAAAAGACUUCACUGUUCACCUUCAAGUAAUUCGUUCUUUAGUAACAAACAUACUUCAGUACAAAAAGACAUACAACAAGUAACGCAGCCGUCUUCAGCUUUUUCAUGCCAACCUUAUAAUAAACCCCAAACACUACCACUUCCUCAUCACUCCACACAGGCAGCACCUGCUUGUUACCCUGAUUCGGAGCAAUCUUGUUAUCAAUUUCAGAAUCCAUUAUUACAUCCUUUAACAAUUGAGUCUCCCACAAGUUUCAGUGACCUUGAAUCCAUACAAAUUUAUGAUAAGAAUUCAAAAUCUCUAUCGUUACGUUCCCGUAUCAAUGCGUCUUUCCACCAACAACAUGACAUGUUUCCUUCUUCAUUGUUUCCUUAUAACGUAACUUCUAAUCCCACACUAGUGCCGUCAAAAGAAUUCGCUCAAACUUUUCUUUUGAAAAAUUAA
Molecule: messenger RNA, 2820 nt
Organism: Hylaeus volcanicus
Lineage: Eukaryota; Metazoa; Arthropoda; Insecta; Hymenoptera; Colletidae
Exons: 14
Coding region: 247-2820 (857 amino acids)
Biological process (GO): protein sumoylation
Molecular function (GO): SUMO ligase activity; zinc ion binding
Source: RefSeq, a predicted model, not a curated record